This is a messenger RNA of Trichomonas vaginalis G3, 1476 nucleotides long. RefSeq names its product tropomyosin family. Gene Ontology annotation, molecular function: double-stranded telomeric DNA binding; single-stranded telomeric DNA binding; G-quadruplex DNA binding. The coding region runs from base 1 to 1476 and encodes 491 amino acids. Gene Ontology annotation, biological process: double-strand break repair; telomere maintenance via recombination; telomere maintenance via telomerase. NCBI's taxonomy places the organism in Eukaryota, Parabasalia, Trichomonadida, Trichomonadidae. The transcript has a single exon. The record is from RefSeq and is a predicted model, not a curated record. Gene Ontology annotation, cellular component: Mre11 complex; condensed nuclear chromosome.
AUGUCCAAGACCCCUAAGGUUCAAACCAGCUCAAUGAGUUCAAACCCAAAGAAAUCUAAUUUAAAGAAAACAGUCCCCAACUUGGAUCCUGGUUCACCUAUUUUGCAUUCAAAUGAAGGUUCAGCAUCUGUUAAUGCUCCUGCUCCAUUAAUCCAGAAUGAUUUACAAAAAGAUUUAAUUUCCACAACAGAUGAUUCAGCAAUAGGAGAUAAGCAUAGUGGAGCAAAGAAAAAUAAGAAUCAAUCUGAUUAUCAUCAUUAUCCCGAGAAAAAUGGAGCAAGUCCAAUCAAAGGACAUGAUCUUAUAGUAAAGGCAGGUAGCACCAAACCUAUUGUCUUUUUCUUAGAUCGAGUCACAAAUGUUGCUUCCGUUUCAGAUGCAUUGAAAUUAUGCAUAUCAAAAUUACAAGAAUUUAACGAUACCAUGCCCAAUGAUCAACAGAAGAUUGAAAUUAUCGCCCUUGAAAUGAAGCCUGAAAAUAAAUCUCUGAAUGAUCAAGAAGAUACACCCAAAAAUUCUGAAAUGAAAUCUAUCUCCGGUUUAGCUAAUUCCAUAAUUGCGAAAAUCAGGCCCAUUUUUGAAGCAAAGGGUGUUGAGCUUCCUACAUUCACUGAAGCUAACUAUCAAACCUUCUUUGCACACAGCAAUCUCACAUUUAAUCAAGCAAUUGAUUUGGAUAAAAAUUGUUGGAUUUCCAAUGGAAUCCAUUGCAUAUUCUAUGCUGCUUGCUACUCCAUUGCCCGUUUAAGGAAGAAUAUGGACAGCAUAAUGCUACACCGUCGUAUUGUUAUCAUGGAUUCGCAAAUGGAAUCUAGGCUUCAGAAAAUGAAUCAAAAACUUGAUUCACUUGAGCAAUCAGUUAAUCAAAUUAAAGAUGACCAAACGACAAUGAAUCAAAAACUUGGAGCACUUGAGACAUCAGUUAAUCAAAUUAAAGAUGACCAAACGACAAUGAAUCAAAAACUUGGAGCACUUGAGACAUCAGUUAAUCAAAUUAAAGAUGACCAAACGACAAUGAAUCAAAAACUUGGAGCACUUGAGACAUCAGUUAAUCAAAUUAAAGAUGACCAAACGACAAUGAAUCAAAAACUUGGAGCACUUGAGACAUCAGUUAAUCAAAUUAAAGAUGACCAAACGACAAUGAAUCAAAAACUUGGAGCACUUGAGACAUCAGUUAAUCAAAUUAAAGAUGACCAAACGACAAUGAAUCAAAAACUUGGAGCACUUGAGACAUCAGUUAAUCAAAUUAAAGAUGACCAAACGACAAUGAAUCAAAAACUUAGUAAACUUGAUUCACUUGAGCAAUCAGUUAAUAAUAUUACCCAAAUGCUGACCAAAUUAAACGCACAAUAUGAAACAAAUGAUAAGAUCAUUCAAUUUGUUGCCUUUGGAUACCAUAAAACACAUAAAAAUGAAGGAAACUUCGAAAUAAUGCGGAGCGAACUCACAGAUUAUAUGUGGCCAGAAAACCAGUGA